UCAAGCAAAGGUAAAUAUGUUUAAUAAUAAAAUAAAAACGGAAUCACCGCCUGGCUAUGGACUAGCAAUACCAUCAUGUGAAGCAUUGGUCGAUGCCUCCAACAAUUCUGGUAUUUAUAACGAUCAUAACCGAUAUGGGCUGAUGAUACCUAGUGGCCAACCAGUUAAACGAAAACUAUUCGCUGAAGAUGAGCCAUUAUCCCAUUCCAACUCUUCGAAUAUUCCAAGCGAUUUUAAUUCCCGCAAACGAUACCAUCAAUCGAAUUCUACAAAUCAAAAUAAUGUUAAAUAUGACCAGAAAUCGAUGCCUCAACAAUCUCAAUCUUUGCAUGAGUAUCCAAAACGUAUUCCAUUGGGUAAUGGAAUAUCUCAGAUUGCAAUACGUAAAAAACACAACGAUUCACCAACUGGCUGGAAUAAUGAGGUGUUUUUAUUGAAUGGAAAUUGGGAUACAUCACAUUCAAUACCAAAUAUUGUUGCUGAAAUGCAUAACGUGAAUCUUGCCGAACUCCAAGGCACAUGGGGUGGUGAUGAUGGUGAUACACUGACCGCAUCAUGUGUAAAUGGUGGCCAAACAAUAUCUACAAUUAUUACAAAUGAUAGUAGAGAUGGAAAGAAUUCAGACAAUUUACAAUCAAUUCAUCAGCAACGUAUUGAUAAUAAUCAUCGUGCUUUAACAGGGUUACCGACAAACGACGCUAAUCAAGAUUUUAAUGGUGAUGAUAAUUUCCAAUGGCUUGUUAAUUUUAAGCUAGAUGAUUUAAUUCAUGCGUCAACUCCUACUAGUUCAUCUUCAUCAGAUUACACAAACACGACACUCACAAAUAGUAAUCGAAGUCAACAGUCAAUGGUUAUGCAAACGAAUACAUCGAAUUCAAUUCGAUCGAUCAACAUGAAUCCAAACUAUAGCCAACAUGUAUAUAUUACUGAUGUAAAUUCGUUACCAAAUCAAUAUUUUACACAAAAUCAACUAAAGAAUAUAAUCCAAGAAAAUAGAACAAAUAAUCUACAAAGUAGACAAUUAUCUCAACAACAACAUCAACAACCGGCAGCAGUUACAGUGAAGACAAUGAAACAUACGAGUCUUCCUGGUGCAAAUAAUAUAAAUGGAAAUAAUCAAGGGAAUCAUACAAGUCGCUAUUCUGGUCCACGAAAACCACCUUUUACAUACACCGAGCUGAUUGAGCAUGCGCUUCGUGAAAAAGGUGAAUUAACUGUAUCAGGAAUAUAUCAAUGGAUUUCUGAUCAUUUUCCAUUUUACAAAGCAAACGAUGAUCGCUGGAAGAAUUCCGUCCGACAUAAUUUAUCAAUAAAUCCACAUUUUCGUAAAGGAAGCAAAGCAGUACAUGGCGCUGGUCAUUUGUGGACAAUCGCACAAAGGGACGAUAAACGAAUGUCUACAUGGAUCAUGAAGAAACAACGCAUGCAACAAUUUAUUGAUAAGUACGAUGAAAAAGAAAAAGCAAUGGAAGAUGAACUUCAAGCGGCCACAGCAAGUAUUUUACCUGAAAUGGAUUGUGGAUACCUCCAAACAGACGUUAAUAUACAGAAUAGUAAUAGCAGUAAUCAGAGAAUGGGACAUAAUGUGAUACGAACUUCAGACGAUUCGAGCUCCAUUAAACGUGAGGUUGAAGUGCAAUAUUUAAUUCCAGUUAGUGAUUCUAUGGAUUUUAUGUGUCCAGUAUCAAAAGAACAAGUAGCCGAAGAAUGUGGUUUACAACAAUCUUGCAACAGUAAUGACGACAAUAAAACCGAACAGCAACGUGUGAACGAACUAACAAGUGGUGAUUAUUUAAUUACAGAUUUAAAUCCACAAACACUUGGUUUAAAUCUAUCUGAAGCUGAAAUCAUUACACCAGAUCAAUUAUUUGGUGAUGAUCUCAAUUUUCAGUGCUAUGAAUUACAAGUAUGA
This is a messenger RNA of Chrysoperla carnea, 1912 nucleotides long. RefSeq names its product forkhead box protein N4-like. The transcript has 9 exons. NCBI's taxonomy places the organism in Eukaryota, Metazoa, Arthropoda, Insecta, Neuroptera, Chrysopidae. Gene Ontology annotation, biological process: regulation of DNA-templated transcription. Gene Ontology annotation, cellular component: nucleus. Gene Ontology annotation, molecular function: DNA-binding transcription factor activity; cis-regulatory region sequence-specific DNA binding. The record is from RefSeq and is a predicted model, not a curated record. The coding region runs from base 17 to 1912 and encodes 631 amino acids.